Molecule: messenger RNA, 363 nt
Organism: Ceratosolen solmsi marchali
Lineage: Eukaryota; Metazoa; Arthropoda; Insecta; Hymenoptera; Agaonidae
Product: SET and MYND domain-containing protein 4-like
Exons: 4
Coding region: 1-363 (120 amino acids)
Cellular component (GO): nucleus; cytoplasm
Molecular function (GO): histone deacetylase binding
Source: RefSeq, a predicted model, not a curated record
AUGAUUCAAAAUUAUAUAACCAGAAGUCAAAAUGAGAAAUCCAUUAAAAUUAGGAGUGCAGGAAAUUCAUUGUUUAUAAAGAAAAAGCAUGAAAGAAAUGAUCAUGAACUAAUUUGGGAACUUUAUACUUUAAGUAUAGCUAUAGCUGAAAUUGAUUCAGAGGAACUUGCAUGUGGUUAUGCAAAUAGAUCUGCAAUAUUAAAACAUUUUGGAAAAUAUAAAGAAUGUAUGAAGGAUAUUGACAAUGCACUAAAAAUUACUACAUCAAAUGCAUUAAGAGUGAAAUUAUUAUGCCGUAAAAGCAGGUGUUCUUUAAUUUUACAAAAUGAUAAACAGAGAAAUUUUUUAGAAAAAAAACUUUAA